AUGGGAGUUUUGCUCUCAAAGAUAUGGUCAAGGCUUCUUAUGUCUCAGGAAAAGAAAAUAGUUAUUGUUGGCUUAGAUAACGCGGGAAAGUCUACUAUAUUGUAUCAAUUUCUUUUAGGUCAGGCUAUUCAGAUUCAGCCUACAAUAGGAAGCAAUGUAGAAGAAAUUACAUAUAAGAAUAUUAAAUUUCUUAUGUGGGAUUUAGGGGGACAAACGUCUUUACGCCAAUCCUGGCAUGCUUAUUAUAAAUCUACAUCUGCUGUUAUAUUGGUUAUUGAUUCAACGGAUAAAGAACGAUUAGACAUCUCUAAAAUAAUGAGGCAAUUGGAAACUGAUUUAAAAGAGUCAAUACUUUUAGUUUUUGCAAACAAACAAGACGUUGAAAAUUCUUUAAAACCUAAUGAGAUAUCUGAUGCACUAGGACUUGUUAAUUUUAAAGACAGAGCAUGGCAUAUUCAGGGUUGUUGUGCAUUGACUGGAGAUGGAUUAUAUAAGGGAUUAGAUUGGGUUGUUUCAUCGUUAACAGUGUGA
This is a messenger RNA of Pneumocystis jirovecii RU7, 531 nucleotides long. RefSeq lists its product as uncharacterized. The transcript is spliced from 10 exons. The record is from RefSeq and is a predicted model, not a curated record. Bases 1 to 531 code for a protein of 176 amino acids. Gene Ontology annotation, cellular component: cytoplasm; trans-Golgi network. Lineage: Eukaryota; Fungi; Ascomycota; Pneumocystomycetes; Pneumocystales; Pneumocystaceae. Gene Ontology annotation, molecular function: GTPase activity; GTP binding. Gene Ontology annotation, biological process: protein localization to Golgi membrane; vesicle-mediated transport; intracellular protein transport.